Mesitornis unicolor (brown roatelo) is the source of this 1554-nucleotide messenger RNA. RefSeq names its product TBC1 domain family, member 22B (gene TBC1D22B). Gene Ontology annotation, molecular function: GTPase activator activity. The annotation marks the transcript as partial. The transcript is spliced from 12 exons. The record is from RefSeq and is a predicted model, not a curated record. Gene Ontology annotation, biological process: activation of GTPase activity. NCBI's taxonomy places the organism in Eukaryota, Metazoa, Chordata, Aves, Mesitornithiformes, Mesitornithidae.
CAUUCAACCCGUCUAUGGAGCACAGCAUCCUCCGCUGGAUCCCCGGCUCACCAAAAACUUCAUCAAGGACCGCUCCAAGGCCAACGCGCUGCCUCUGAAAAACAAGAAGGCCUCCAGCUUUCAUGAGUUUGCCCGCAACACCAGUGACGCCUGGGACAUUGGUGAUGACGAAGAUGAAGACUUCUCUUCCUCCUCCUCUUCUUUGCAAACUCUGAACUCUAAAGUGGCCAAGGCCACGGCAGCCCAGGUUCUGGAGAACCACAGCAAGCUGCGAGCAAAACCCGAGCGGGCCCAGUCCGCCCUCAGCGACAUGCCCACCAACUGCAAGGUCAUCAAGUCCAGCAGUGAGGCCCAGCUCUCCAGGACAUCUGAGGAGACCUGUGUGCGGACCCCCCUCCAGAAGCAGCAGUCCCUUCCCCUUCGACCCGUCAUUCCACUUGUCGCCCGAAUCUCUGACCAAAAUGCUUCGGGUGCUCCCCCCAUGACGGUGAGGGAGAAAACCCGCCUGGAGAAGUUUCGGCAGCUCCUUUCCAGCCACAACACGGACCUGGAUGAGCUGAGGAAAUGCAGCUGGCCUGGUGUGCCCAGAGAGGUCCGGCCCGUGACGUGGCGUCUCCUCUCAGGUUAUCUCCCCGCAAACAUGGAGCGGCGAAAGCUGACUUUGCAGCGUAAGCGGGAGGAGUACUUCGGCUUCAUCCAGCAGUAUUAUGAUUCCCGGAAUGAGGAACACCAUCAAGACACCUACAGACAGAUCCACAUUGACAUUCCAAGGACCAACCCGCUCAUCCCCCUCUUCCAGCAGCCGCUCGUCCAGGAGAUCUUUGAAAGAAUCCUGUUUAUCUGGGCCAUCCGCCACCCAGCCAGCGGCUAUGUACAGGGCAUCAAUGACCUGGUCACCCCGUUUUUUGUUGUGUUCCUCUCUGAGUACGUUGAGGAGGACGUGGAGAACUUUGACGUGACCAACCUGUCGCAGGACGUUCUGCGCAGCAUCGAAGCCGACAGCUUCUGGUGCAUGAGCAAGCUGCUGGAUGGGAUUCAGGAUAACUACACCUUUGCACAGCCGGGCAUCCAGAAGAAAGUCAAAGCCCUGGAGGAGCUCGUCAGCCGGAUCGAUGAGCAGGUACAUAAUCACUUUAGGAAGUACGAGGUGGAGUACCUGCAGUUUGCCUUUCGCUGGAUGAACAACCUGCUGAUGAGGGAGCUGCCCCUGCGCUGCACCAUCCGCCUGUGGGACACCUACCAGUCGGAGCCAGAGGGGUUCUCCCAUUUCCACCUCUACGUCUGCGCCGCCUUCUUGAUCAAGUGGCGGAAGGAGAUCCUGGACGAGGAGGAUUUCCAGGGCCUUCUCAUGUUGUUACAAAACCUGCCCACGAUACACUGGGGUAACGAAGAGAUCGGACUCCUGCUCGCAGAGGCCUACAGACUCAAGUACAUGUUUGCGGACGCCCCCAAUCAUUACCGCCGAUAGGUGCCAGGACUCCACUCCUUCCUCUGCCCCCUCUGGUCCUGUGCCCACCCCUCGAUCCUGGCCCGAUCUGAUCACUGUGGCAUUUU